GGGACGCCCUUAUGGCCCCCCUUGGCUUGGCAUGCCGUCUGUCCCCUCUGUGAUCACGCACCCGGCCACGGCUCCCACCGAGCACUCCCUCCAGCAGCUCUGUGGCCCUCUGCCAUGUUCCCCCUUGUGCAGUUACUGGAUUUGCUCUCUUGGGUUUUAAUUUAUGUACAAUGAAUAUCACCAGCCUGAAGUAUCUGAUUCAGUGGUCUUGACAAAUGCCCAGCAAGAUCACGAUCCUGACAGGGGACACUUCUGUCACCACAGAAAGGUCCCUGUGCCCCCUUCAGCCGGUCUCUUCUCAUCUCUGAGGCGUGACACCCAUGGACCUGACUUUCACCACUCUUGCUUUGCCUUUUCUAGGAUUUCACGUAAAUGGUAUAAUGCUGUGCCUGGUCUUGUAUGUCUGGAUUCCUCACCCAGCCAAAUGCCUCUGUGAUCGCCGCCCCCCCCCCCCGACUGGCGCGUACAUCAGGACUCUGCUUCUUGCUUGGUGGGCAGUGAUCUGUGAUACGGAGAUGGUACAAUUUGCUUAUCUGUCCACCUGCUGAUGGAAGCCUCUGUUUUUCUAAUCCAGGGCUGUCAUAGAGAAACCUGCUGUGAACGUUCAAGUAUUAGUCUUUCAUUUUCAUUUCUCUUGGCUAAAAACGUAAGAGUCAGCUGUUGGUUUAUAUGACUCACGUCCCCCCAUUAUCUCCGCUGGUGAGCCAGAGGGCCUGACCGUCCAUCCCCUUCCAUCCACGCCCGCCCCUCCUGCCGAGAACAAGCACCGCGAUGAGUGGGGAGGUGAUGAAUUUCAGCGCCGGCUUCAACUUCAGCGAGGACUACUUUGGGUCGGGUAACAGUUCGGAUUACUCAGCUGACGGUGACAGCUUCGUGUGCUCCCUGCAGGAUGUGCGGAGCUUCUCCGGGCUCUUCGUGCCCGUGGCCUACUCCCUGAUCUGUGUCUUUGGCCUCCUGGGCAAUGUCUUGGUGGUGGUCACCUUUGCUUUUUACAAGAAAGCCAAGUCCAUGACGGACGUGUACCUCUUGAAUAUGGCCAUCGCAGACAUCCUGUUCGUCCUCACCCUCCCAUUCUGGGCGGUGAGCCACGCCACUGGCGAGUGGGUGUUCAGCAACGCCACGUGCAAGCUGAUGAAGGGCAUCUACGCUGUCAACUUCAACUGCGGGAUGCUGCUCCUGGCCUGCGUCAGCAUGGACCGCUACGUCGCCAUUGUGCAGGCCACCAAGUCCUUCCGGCUGCGGUCCCGCACGCUGGCGCACCGCCGGGCCAUCUGCUUGCUGGUGUGGGCGGUGUCGGUGCUCAUCUCCGUCUGGACCUUCGUGUUCAACCAGAAGUACCACGUGCAGGACAGCACCGUGUGCGAGCCCCGCUACCACGAGGGCUCUGACCCCAUCAAGUGGAAGCUGCUGGUGCUGGGCCUGCAGCUCCUCUUUGGCUUCUCCAUCCCGCUGCUGUUCAUGACCUUCUGCUACGCGCUCAUCGUCAGGACCCUGGUGCAGGCCCAGAACUCCAAGCGGCACAAGGCCAUCCGCGUGAUCAUCGCGGUGGUGCUGGUGUUCCUGGCUUGUCAGAUCCCCCACAACAUGGUGCUCCUGGUGACGGCCGCGCAGCUGGGCAGGAUGAACCGCUCCUGCCAUGGCCAGAAGCUGCUGGGCUACGCCACCAACAUCACCGAGGUCCUGGCCUUCCUGCACUGCUGUCUCAACCCCGUGCUCUAUGCCUUCAUCGGACAGAAGUUUAGGAGCUACUUUCUGAAGAUCGUGAAGGACCUGUGGUGUGUGCGGAGGCGGCGGAAGUCUCCGGGCUUCUCCUGCUCCAGGCUGCACUCGGAAAGCUUCGUCUCCAGGCAGAACAGUGAGACCGUGGACAACGAGAACGCCUCGUCCUUCACCAUGUGAGCGGCCUGGAGCAGGCCCGAGGUCUGGGGGACUGCGGACAUGUACUUGGGGCCCCCGGGGGUCCCCUGCGAUUGGCCUUCUCCAAAAUGGACCCCUGGGACUACGAAUCAGACAUUUCCAGGAAUAUUCGUGAAGCAUCUUGUGAGCACGACCUCUCCUGAUCACAGCAAAAUGCACAGGGUUGGGAAACCCAAGAUGGAAAAAUAUCACGUAAGAGCCCUUGCACCCCUCAUCUUAGGCAGAAAGUGAAACAUUCCACCCAAACGGCGUGGGGAGAUGGACGGUGGCUGGAUGAGCACGGGUGUCCAUUGUCACCGAGGAUAAGGAAGACGAGGUGGUAACAGGCCGUCGGGGAAGGGCUGGCUUGCUUUAUUUCCCCGGGGAAGUGUUCUCUGCAGUCGCCGAUUCUCCGAAAGUCGGGUAGGCAGAGCUCCACGAGCCGCAAUCGAAUGGCAAACACUCAGCACACAGAGGGCUUCGUGACUAUUGUCAGACAAAUCACAGUGAAAUUGGGGCUCACAGUGCAGUUUAGAAUGUAAGGUGUUUAAAUUACCUUCUUUUAAAAAGCACAAGGAAGCUUCCCCGAGACAAUACAGAAAGGGCUUUGGUCCCACGUCCACGGAAGCAGAAGCAGCCCCUGGAGCCAAGGGCAUCAGGGGCCACAGGGAGCUGGGCUCCUUCCCUCUCUGCUGCUGGCUUUGGUUUUUACCCAAAGUCUGAGGUUGAUCCUGGAAUCCGAUUUUAACAACUGUCUUCAACUUCUAGAAAGUUCCUAGAACUCAAGCUUUGAGAGUGCUUUGUAAACAUAUGAACACAAGUAGAAAAAAAAAAACCCCACAUUACAAAAAUGCAAGCAUGUGUUAGAAGGUACGUGAGUUACAAAGACGUGAGUUACAAAGAAACUGACUGAGAAAUCUGAAACUUUCUGUCGUUCUCAUGAGCUUGACCUGCAUCUCUGUAUGAAAUUCAAAGUGCCAUCUCAGGGUUCUGAGUCUGUAUGUCUCAAACAUCAUUUUGGCUUUGCAAAAUGAAGGUCUUUGGUGCAUGAAGUAGGAACGGUUUUCCAGAAUCAGGGAUCUGACCCGGGAGCUGAUGAAGGGCAUCUAGGUCGGCCGUCCUCCCAGGCUGUAAGCGUGGGCUCCAGUGCUCAGAGCCUGGUGGCCUACUUGCAUGCCCCUUGCGGGUCCCGGAUGCGCUCAGAGGAUGUAGGGAGAGAAGUUUGUGUCUCUAAGCAGGAAAUAACUCGCUUGCUGUGACACAGCUAAAAAUCAGCUCUUCUGUAUAAUUUGAAUUUUCAGAUAAGUGAAGCUUCUUUAUGCAACAGUCCAUUUAAUUUCAGCCGUACUGAAUAAAAGUGUUUCUAAAGUAGGAUACAGA
Molecule: messenger RNA, 3276 nt
Organism: Lutra lutra (Eurasian river otter)
Lineage: Eukaryota; Metazoa; Chordata; Mammalia; Carnivora; Mustelidae
Gene: CCR6
Product: C-C motif chemokine receptor 6
Exons: 3
Coding region: 772-1899 (375 amino acids)
Biological process (GO): positive regulation of dendritic cell chemotaxis; immune response; G protein-coupled receptor signaling pathway
Cellular component (GO): membrane
Molecular function (GO): C-C chemokine receptor activity
Source: RefSeq, a predicted model, not a curated record